GUUGAGGGAGAACACUUCUGAGUAAACACUAGUCGUAUACAUAAUCUCCCAAUCGUCUUCUUUUUGUUUUGUUAGGGUUGUUUCCCCUGCAGAAUUCUAGGAAGUGAACAGGCGGUGAAACAACGCUGCCCUACAUCUCGCGAGACUUAACUCCACCAACAGUUCAAUUCUCACGAGACGUAGCGGUGCAAAUGCAUAAUAUUAAAUAAUUUGUAUUUUAUUAAUCAUUCUCAGUUUUUGUGUGUGGGGGGGGGGAUUUAAUGUAUUCAUGUAAGAUUUGCUAAAUUAUUUAUUGAUCAGAGAAAAAAAAACAGUGUGUAUGUAUUUAUUUUUCUUUAACGCUACGGCCUCUUUUUUCUUUUGAAAAUUAAAUGAUACUGUUUUAAAUAAAUUGCCAUUGAUUCGACUUUUGCACAUGUUCAGUGAGCCCAAAGCCCACUGUUGUCGCUAAAACAAACAAAUAACUGCACGGUCACGUGACGGGUUCCCAUGAAGCACCGCGCGGGUCACAACGGACUCGGGUUCGCCACAUUCAGUUUACGCGCCAUUUACGAGUGAGAUUUCAGCGAUCGGGGAAGUGGACGAGCGAGCACAGGCUUUCCCUCGAUUUACUCUCUGGACUCUCAGUACAUGCGAAUCCGCUUCAGAGGAGCUCAACGCGGACUAAACUAGAGGGACUCAGGCGAACCAGACUGAGGUCAUCAUGCCUGCGAAGACCAGCAAGAGCUCGACGGCCUCCCGGAGAGCGGCGGAGGCGCGGGACGCGUGCGACGGCGAUAGUGAUGAUGGUGCCGCGAAGAGCGUCACUGCACCGGGCCGCGCGCACGGGAACGCUGCAGAAGUGUGUGUGGGCGAGCCGGUGGAGGUGCUGGACCAGCGCAGUCUGCAGGAGAUCCUGGAGAGCGUGCCCCCGCCGCCGCCCCCCGCCAUGAGCUCCGAGCCCGGGGCGCCGCGCCUCAUGAUCACACACAUCAUCAACAGGAACUUCAAGUCCUACGCCGGGGAGCAGAUCCUGGGCCCCUUCCACAAGCGCUUCUCCUGUAUCAUCGGGCCGAACGGCAGUGGCAAGUCCAACGUGAUCGACUCCAUGCUGUUUGUGUUCGGCUACCGGGCCCAGAAGAUCCGCUCCAAGAAGCUGUCGGUGCUGAUCCACAGCUCAGACGAGCACCCCGACCUGCAGAGCUGCACUGUGGAGGUGCACUUCCAGAAGAUCAUCGACCAGGAAGGAGACGACUACGAUGUCAUCCCCAACAGCUCCUUCUAUGUGUCCAGGACCGCUGGCAAAGACAACUCGUCCGCCUACCACAUCAGCGGCAAGAAGGCCACCUUCAAAGACGUGGGAGUGUUGCUGCGCAGCCACGGCAUCGACCUGGACCACAACCGCUUCCUCAUCCUGCAGGGGGAGGUGGAGCAGAUCGCCAUGAUGAAGCCCCGGGGGCAGACGGAGCACGACGAGGGCAUGCUGGAGUACCUGGAGGACAUCAUCGGCUCCUGCCGGCUCAAGGAGCCCAUCCACCUGCUGUGCCGCCGGGUCGAGCUCCUCAACGAGCAGCGCGGAGAGAAGCUGAACCGAGUGAAGCUGGUGGAGAAGGAGAAGAGCGCUCUGGAGGGAGAGAAGAAUAAAGCGGUGGAGUUCCUCACCCUGGAGAACGACAUCUUCAAGAAGAGGAACCUCCUCUGCCAGUUCUACGUGCAUGAUCUACAGAAGCGUGCGUCGGCGAAAGAAGCGGAGAAACAGCAGAUUCAGGAGGACACGAAGGAGCUGAGUGACCGAAGCAGCCAGCUGACCGAGGAGGUGAAGGCCAAGAAUGAGGAGCUGAAGGCUGUGGAGAAGAAACUGACCAAGCUGACCAAGUUCAUCGAGAGUCAGAAGGAGAAAUUUACCCAGCUGGACCUGCAGGACGUGGAGGUGCGCGAGAAGCUCAAACACACCAAGAGCAAAACCAAGAAGCUGCAGAAACAGCUUCAGAAAGACAAGGAGAAGCUGGAGGAGCUGAAGGGUGUGCCCGCCAGCAGCGAGAGCAUCAUCACGCAGGCGUCUGCGCAGAAGCAGCAGCUGGAGGAGCAGAAGCUGCAGGAGGAGCACGCGCUGGCACUGGUGAUGGAGAGCCUGAAGGAGGAGACCAGCGGCCUGCAGGACGACAAGCAGAAGCAGGAGCAGCAGCUGCUGGAGCUGAGCAAGGCGGUGAACGAGACGCGCUCGCGGAUGGACGUGGCCCAGUCUGAGCUGGACAUCUACCUGAGUCAGCACACCAGCGCCGUCAGCCAGCUCGCCCAGGCCCAGAGUGCCCUGCAGGAGGCCGUGAACACGCUGAGAGAGAGGCGAGCCGCCAUCAAGGACCUGCACGUCAAGAUCCCGCAGUGUGAGGAGCAGCUCCAGAAGGACGAGCAGGAGCUGCAGCAGAUCUCUGAGCAGGACCAGCAGAAGCGAGCGCAGGUUGGGGACCUGAGACAGAAGGUGUGUGAAGCCAAGAGCUCUCUGUCCAGCAACCGCAGCCGCAGCAAAGUGCUGGACGCCCUCAUGCAGCAGAAGCGCUCGGGCAAGAUCACCGGCAUCCUGGGACGGCUGGGGGAUCUGGGAGCCAUCGACGAGAAGUAUGACGUGGCCAUCUCCUCCAGCUGUGGCUCGCUGGAUAAUAUUCUAGUGGACACCAUUGACACGGCGCAGAAGUGCGUCACGUUUCUGAAGGCCCAGAACAUCGGUGUGGCCACUUUCAUCGGUCUGGACAAGAUGAAGGUGUGGCAGCAGAGCAUGGGCCCCAUCUCCACCCCGGACAACAUCCCUCGGCUGUUCGACAUGGUGCGCGUGAAGGACGAGAGCGUGCGGCCGGCGUUCUACUUCGCGCUCAGGGACACGCUGGUGGCCAGAGAUCUGGAGCAGGCCACGCGAGUGGCGUUCCAGAAGGACAAGCGCUGGCGGGUGGUCACGCUGCAGGGCCAGGUCAUCGAGCAGGCCGGCACCAUGACCGGAGGAGGAGGGCGUGUGAUGAAGGGCCGGAUGGGCUCCUCCGUCUGCGCUGAUGUCACUCAGGAGCAGCUGGAUAAGAUGGAGAGCGCCCUGAGCGCGGAGGUGACGCAGCUGCAGGACUGGCAGCAGAGGCGGCAGCAGCUGGAGGAGAAGGUGCACACCGCCCGCUCUCAGCUGAGGGACAUGAAGAACACGCUGGAGAAGUACUCCGCCACCAUCCAGAGCCUGACCGAGCAGGAGCUCCACCUCAAGACGCAGAUCAAACAGCUGGAGGCCAACGUCAUCUCCGCCGCGCCUGAUAAAGCCAAGCAGAAGCAGCUGGAGAAGAGCCUGGCCGGCUACAGGAAAGACUUCGAGGCAGCGUCCAGUAAAGCAGGGAAGGUGGAGGCCGAGGUGAAGCGGCUGCACACACUCAUCGUGGACAUCAACAGCCACAAGCUGAAGGCCCAGCAGGACAAGCUGGACCAGAUCAACACCCAGCUGGACCAGUGCUCCUCCGCCGUCACCAAAGCCCAGGUGGCCAUCAAGACUGCCGGACGUAACCUGAAGAAGUCUGAGGAGAGUGUGUGUCAGCUGGAGCAGGAGAUGGGCGAGAACGCGGCGCUGAUGGAGCAGCUGACGGAGCAGCUGAAGAAGCUGGAGGAGCAGGCCGGAGACAUCAUGCACACCUACCAGCAGGCCGAGGAGGCUCUGCCGGAGCUCCAGGAGCAGCACCGCGGCGUGCUUCAGGAGAUCAAGGCCCUGCAGGAGCAGGAGCACGCGCUGCAGAAGGAGUCCCUGAGCGUGCGGCUGAAGGUGGAGCACAUCGACACAGCCAUCGCAGAGUGCCACAGCAAGAUCCGACACUGGGAGAAGGAGGCCGGCCGGCUGGCGCUGCACCCCAUGGACGGCUCUCCCCCAGAGGAGCUGCCGACGCUGACCCCGGAUCAGCUGGCGGACCUCGGCAGCCCCGACGUCAUCAAGAACGAGAUCGCUCUGCUGGAGGACCGCUGCGCCAACAUGAAGCCCAACCUGGGGGCCAUCGCCGAGUUCAAGAAGAAGGAGGAGCUGUACCUGCAGAGGGUGGCGGAGCUGGAUGACAUCACCACACAGAGAGACGCCUUCAAGAGAGGCUGUGAGGACCUGCGCAAGCAGCGGCUGCACGAGUUCAUGGCCGGCUUCAACAUCAUCACCAACAAGCUGAAGGAGAACUACCAGAUGCUCACGCUAGGGGGCGACGCCGAGCUGGAGCUGGUGGACAGCCUGGACCCCUUCUCUGAGGGCAUCAUGUUCAGUGUGCGUCCUCCUAAGAAGAGCUGGAAGAAGAUCUACAACCUGUCGGGAGGAGAGAAGACGCUCAGCUCUCUGGCGCUGGUGUUCGCCCUGCACCACUUCAAGCCCACGCCGCUCUACUUCAUGGACGAGAUCGACGCCGCGCUCGAUUUCAAGAACGUCUCCAUCGUGGCCUGCUACAUUUACGAACAGACCAAGAAUGCUCAGUUCAUCAUCAUCUCCCUGAGGAACAACAUGUUUGAGAUGGCCGACCGGCUCAUCGGCAUCUAUAAGACGCACAACACCACCAAGAACGUGGCCAUCAACCCCAAGACCAUCGUGCUGCGCGAGAUCGAGACGGCCUGAGUGCUGCUCUCGAACGGGUCUCACACUUAACCUCUGCUUGCUCCUUUAGCCGCCUUAAUGACUUUUUACUCUAGUGUAGUAGGUGUAACAUGCAAUGUCAUCAUGUUCUCACUGCACAUGUUUUAAAUGAACAUUAAAUGUACUGUUUUGA
Messenger RNA from Pimephales promelas (fathead minnow), 4736 nucleotides. It is a transcript of the gene smc4, whose product is annotated as structural maintenance of chromosomes 4. Gene Ontology annotation, cellular component: condensin complex; chromosome. Lineage: Eukaryota; Metazoa; Chordata; Actinopteri; Cypriniformes; Leuciscidae. Gene Ontology annotation, biological process: mitotic chromosome condensation. Gene Ontology annotation, molecular function: ATP binding; protein binding; ATP hydrolysis activity. The record is from RefSeq and is a predicted model, not a curated record.